This is a messenger RNA of Ectocarpus sp. CCAP 1310/34, 1383 nucleotides long. The record is from the annotation of a GenBank genome assembly. NCBI's taxonomy places the organism in Eukaryota, Phaeophyceae, Ectocarpales, Ectocarpaceae.
AUGAGGUUCAACUCGAGCGUGAUGGACAUCCUUGUCUCGGAGCUCGACAAUCAGGAGUACAGCGACUUCUUCGCCUAUCUGUUCGACUUCGGCGUGGCCUAUUCGAUAUACUCCCUGGCCGUGACUCUGCUACUCAUGAACGGUUCCAGGGUUAGGGCCGAGUGGUACUCGAGCCUCAAGUCGAGGUUCAUCGCCGACAUUUCUCACGAGAUCCGGACGCCCAUGAACGGAAUCCUGGGGAUAUCGGAGCUCCUGACGGAGAAGAACCUUGACCCCACGUCCAAGUACUACGUGAAGACCAUAUCAUCGUGUGGGGCGACUCUCAUGGCGCUUAUCAACGAUAUCCUCGACAUGUCCAAGAUAGAGACCGGGCUCCUGGACAUCAAGGAGGACACCAUCAGGGUUCAGGAUGUUGUCAAGAGCACCGUGAAAAACGCGUUGAAGCAAGAGUCCAACAAGAUCAAGCUGGAGAUUGUCCUGGACUUCGUGGACAGGGUACCGGAGAAGAUCGUUGGGGACGGGUUCAGGAUACAGCAGGUGCUCACCAACCUGCUGACCAACUCCCUGAAGUUUCUUGACGCCUGCUCCAUCAAAAUAAUUGUCUCUUGCGUCAAGAAGGAGGACGCCAAGCUUAGAGCCAGGUCCAGAGUCGAGUCCGGAGCUGAGUCCAGAGCCAAGCGCUACAUCCACGUGAGUGUCCAGGACACCGGAGGGACGGGGCGCGGGCUGAGCAUCUGCAGGCAGCUGUGCGGGCUCAUGGGGGGAGAGAUCGUGUGCCCUAGCACCCUAGGGGUGGGGACCACCGUCACCUUCACAGUGGAGGCGAAAACCCCGCCCGAACCCGGCGGGACCGUGCCACCGCUCAGGAAGGUUUACUCGGACGCCACCGAAAGCUCCUCCCCGUCCAUCGCGUGCGCCCUGGAUCCCAUUACAACCUUGGAGCCCCUAGACAGCUCGAACCACCCGAAGAUCCUCGUGGUCGACGAUGUGCUUGUGAACAGAAAGGUGCUGUCGAGGAUCCUCAAGAGCGUCGGUGUAGACGCCGACACGUGUGACAACGGCCUCCAUGCGGUCCAGAUGUGCGAAGCCGGCAGGUACUCGCUCGUUCUCAUGGACAUGGUCAUGCCCGUGAUAAACGGGGUGGACGCGUGUGCAAAGAUCAGGUCCGGCACUCGCAACAAGGAGACUCCCGUGGUCUUCGUCUCGGCAAACGUGCAGUCCGACGUAAUGUCGAGGUGCUCCGAGGUGGGGGGCAGCGGGUUCGUCACGAAGCCCAGGGCCGAGAUCGUGGAGAUGUUUGCCAGGCACUGUUCCCGCGAAGAGAAGGAACACGCGAGGAGGUACCUCAACGACGCCGGUGCACAUCCGGCAAUAGCGAAGUGA